Molecule: messenger RNA, 1566 nt
Organism: Entamoeba invadens IP1
Lineage: Eukaryota; Evosea; Mastigamoebida; Endamoebidae
Exons: 1
Coding region: 1-1566 (521 amino acids)
Biological process (GO): rRNA base methylation; maturation of LSU-rRNA
Cellular component (GO): nucleolus
Molecular function (GO): rRNA (cytosine-C5-)-methyltransferase activity; RNA binding
Source: RefSeq, a predicted model, not a curated record
AUGAAAAGAAGAGCAUCAGUAAACAAGAAUAAAAGAGUAAAAGCUGUCGAAGAAGAAAUUGUUGACGAACCCGUUUUGUCAAACCCAUCAUCUACAAGCUCUUCUGAAAACUCCGGGGACCAUACUGACAAACAAGAGAUUCACGAAAUCGAACAAGAGAUAGCUAGACAAAAAGAGGAACGAGAAAAAGAAGAGAACCCAUCGAUGUCUGAGGAUCAAGACAAUCAGGAGAGUGAGAAUGAAAAUGAGGAACAAAAACAGGAGAGUGAAGAUGAUGAUGAGAACGAUAAGAAAGAGUUAUUCCCUUCUGAAUCUGAAGAGAUCAACGACGAGUUCUCCGAAAAUGAGUUUGAGAAGGCUGCAAAACAAACAAUUAAAGAGGAAGCCCAAGUGAAAAAAGAAGCAGAAGAGGAGUUGUUAACAAACGUCGCAGAGGAGCAGCGAUAUGUACUGCCUUCAGGACAAGAAGUUGUAAAGAGUCGAGAAUUUGGUGAUAUGGCAACGAUCGGGACUCGAAUUAGAGAGGUUGUUGCUGUAUUGAACGACUUCAAGAAUAAGCGCGAAGAAGGAAGAAGUCGUCAAGAGUAUGUGAAUUUGUUAAUUCAAGACAUUCAGACUUACUACUCGUGCAACGAAUUCUUGGCAAAUUUCGUCGUCGAUCUGUUUGGUCCAAAAGCCGCAGUCGACUUCAUGGAAGCCAAUGAGACUCCAAGACCAACCACCAUUAGAGUGAAUACAUUAAAAUCAAAGAGAAGAGAUUUGGCCCAGAAGUUGAUAGCAAAGGGGGUGAACGUUGAUAUGAUCGAAUGGUGUAAAUCAGGGUUGGUCGUAUAUGAGUCACAAAUCCCGAUUGGUGCAACUGUUGAGUAUUUGUCUGGUAUGUACAUCCUUCAAUCUUCAUCGUCUUGGGCUGCAGUGAUUGCAUUGGCCCCACAACCCAAUGAGAGAAUUUUGGAUAUGUGCUCUGCACCAGGAGGUAAGUCGACGCACAUUGCGGCUUUAAUGAAAAACACUGGUACACUUGUCGCGAACGACGUGAGCAAAGACAGACUUAAGGCUGUUGUUGGUAAUGUUCAACGUCUUGGGAUUACAAACACCAUCGUCACUUCAUACGAUGGACACGAGUUCCCAAAGGUGAUGGGUGGCUUUGACAGAGUGUUGGUCGAUGCACCGUGUACCGGUCUUGGUAUUAUAUCCAAAGACUCUUCUGUCAAGUUGAGCAAGUCUGAGGCAGAUCUUAGAACUUAUUCUAAGAUGCAGAAGGAGUUGCUUCUCCACGCUAUCGACUCAGUCAAUCCAAAGAGUGCAACUGGUGGAUAUGUUGUCUACUCGACAUGUUCCGUUUCUGUCCAAGAGAACGAGGCUGUUGUUGACUACGCACUUAGAAAGAGAAAUGUGAAGGUCGUCCCUAUCGAUUUACAAGAGGGUGUUGGUGAACCUGGAAUGGUUGGGUGGAAACAAUAUCAUUUCAACCCAUCGAUUAAGUUGGCCAGACGUUUCUUGCCACACGUACAGAAUAUGGACGGUUUCUUCGUCUGCAAAUUGAAGCUGUACGUCGAACACUGA